GCCUCAUCGUCCGAAUUCCUCCUUUGGGAUCCUCCAUUGGGGCCGCGGAGCCCUGUUGGAGAGGGUCUGAUUACCGCGGACGCCCUGCCCCAGCCGCAGCAGGGACUCAGUGCGAGCGCAGCGGCAUGUGCAAGCUGUGAGCGCAGAAUAGGAGGACAAGGGUGAGGAGGACGAAGGAAGAGGAGGAAGAGGAGGAAGAGGAGGAUGAGGACCAGAAGGAACGCAUGUCCAGUAGCGUCCCCCACGAAGCGGCGUGUAUUAAUACGACGUGGCCAAGCGGCGUGACAGCCUGCGCACGCGACCGCUGAGCCAGAGGGACAGAGAAAUGUACGAAGUCCCGAACUUGGUAAGGCCGUCCCGCGCCUCACUGCAUGGCCCAUUAUCCCAGCCCUCCCAUCAGUGACGUGGACUGGUAGGAUACGGUUCUAUUCACAUAGCUUGGGAACAUCACACGCGAUCUGAUCCCGUUGGAGAUGGCCGUGUAAAUUCAAGACGACGGGAUACAAAAAACUGGCGCAUCAUAUUUUUUCACUCGGCUGAUGCCGCAUCUGGCUCUACUUCCCUGGAUGUAACAGCUCUACUUACCAUAUGCUUGGCACCGGCGCGCCUGCUAUCCAGUGUGGCGGCCGAAUCCGAACUUGCAAUCGGGGCGUCAGAGACGGCCUAACAAAACAAUCAGCACGCAGAAGAGAGAUGCGGAAGCUAACAAAAAACAGCAAAGGAGUUUGGCUGGCAGCGGCAUGUUCAAGUCCCGUGGGCUUGCUGCAACCACUUCGUAAGCGGGCGAGGGCCGAAAAGCGAGUCCACUCCAGCUCGAGGGGGGGGGGUGCUGUAGGACGCCGCCCAUUGGCAAGGGCAGGACGUGGCGUGGCACGAAUUCAUGAAUGGAUCAACUUGUAAGCGCAAAUCUCUUGCGCCAACGACACCAAGACUAUUGAUCACGCAGCUCACCCCUAUGAGAUGAUGAGUCGGAAAGCGAACGUGACUGCACCGUCAGUGCACAAGACAAAAAAAUCGGGCACCGCGCAAUAGCUUCAGAUGUGGGCAGCUCGAGGUAGUUCCAGCACCAGCCGUGAUGAUUCCUGUGGUACUUCGCGGGGCCAGCCCGCGAGGGAUCCACGCGGUGCGGCAGCGGCACACGAAGGGACCCUGCCUCGGCGCCGGCCACCAGAGACAGCUCGGCACAGUCCGCGCUGACGUCCAGCUCGACGCUCCCCACGUCGGCGUGGACCGGGACUGGACGGACAGCACUAGGAGCUCCGCCACCACGGAGAUGGCGUGGCGCCAGGGCGCCUGCCGCGGCACAGGGCCGGCCCCUUUUGCGCGACGAGGGUCCCACGUGGCCUCCCCCGCCGCCGCAGCCUCGGCGACGCCGCCCUCGCCUCCUGCCGCCCGACGCUCCUCCGCCGCGCCCGCACCUCUGCCUUCCGCGGCGGCGGGAUCCGAGGCCGCCGCUGCCGCGCCCGCGACCGUGGGCUCCCUCGGACAGUCCCGGCUCGCGCCCUGCGGCACCGCGCGCCCCGCCGCCGCCGUGAGCUCGGGGUGCCACCCCAGCCUGGCCGUCUGCGCCUGCCACAAGGAGCCGCCGUCCCAGAUCGCGUGGCACGAGCGUGCAUACUGGGCAGCCUCCUUGGUCUCACGCCAUGCAAUCUUCUGUCUCGAUCUGGGGCUACCCUUGAAAGCCCUGUAGGCAUGCUUAACAUAUUGAGCGGAGCAGUUUGCAUGGGAAACGCUGCUGGUCGAGAUCUCGUCGUAGAGUUCACAACAGCGACGGUAAGCCUUUGCCGCUAGAGCAUGGUCCAUCCAAGACCGUGCGAGCUGAUUUCGAGCGAAGGCUAUACCGAUCCAAACUGGUAGAAAGGAGCUGCAGAGCAGCUUCUCCAGCAAAGGAUACAGCGUGGUCAACCAAGCAGGUUCCCUUGUCGGAGGACCAUACAACUCUUCGCAAGCCUCACGCAGGGACGCGUCCUGCUCCAGUUCGCGGGCCUUGCUCAGAACAGCCUCGGCAACUAUCUUCUCUACUGAUUGUGCAAGCGCAUUGAAGGCGUCGAGUGCGUGCCCAAGCUGUGAUGGAUUGAUUUGGGCUGUGGCUCGCGUGAGCUGGUCCAUAAGAGGUUUCGCUUUGGCUACUGGGAGCAGAACCUCCUCCACCCUGCAUCGGGCACACGUGCAAGCAAACCCAUAACCAAUCCCGCACUCGCCACUGAGUUCUCCUUGUCGAGUCUGCAAUGGCCGAGUCGAGCUGAUAUAGGUGUCAUAAAGCUCGCUACCAGCCUUGAGCGGCCGCGUAGUGCGACAGAGCAUCAUAUCGCCGACAAAGACGUGCUCCACAUUCGCUCGGCACGAAUGGUUCAUGAACGAGGGUAACAACCAAACACCACAUAUGUCAUCAGACAUGGGCUGACCAUUUUCAGACAUCGAGUCGCGCGAAUGCAUGUUGUGAGACAAGAUCCUCUUGAUGCGCUCAACGUCAAGCUCUUGGGCGGCGACUUCCUCUCGCAACGACUCCCGCUUCUGUGGCCGCCCCUCUAUGUUGAGCGAUUCAGGCACAGCCUCUCCUCCAUUGAACCCGUCGUAGAGACAAAAAAAUAAAUCUGCCUCUGCCUGAGUACCAGAGCGUAACCGCGCAACCGCGGCGCGUAGCAUGUUCUUCUUCUGGUCAAAGACAAAAGCUUUCUGGGCGAAAACGAGCUCGCCUCUGCCCAUGUCCCCCUCGACGACAAGACCACGACCCUUUCCAGGGAUGAGGCGAACCCUACAAAGGCGGUGACAGAAAGAGGCGGUGGGAAGCACUAGAGACUCCAAGCCUCCAGCUGGCUUUCCAGAGGUAAGGCCAGGAGGGUCUGCCCUGUAGAGCUCAUCCCACUGAUACUCACCAUGCAGCUGCUCUGCCACGUGCUGCAAUGCCACCUUCCGGCCGCUCUCACAACUUUGCUUGAGGCGCGCGUGAACCCCUAUUAGAAUACACAGGGAGGCGGCCUUCGCAAAAGAGUCGGCACUCCGCUGGUAGAGUCCCACUGCAUCCUCGCAGAGGCCUCGCUUGUAAAGCACUUGCGGAUUCCACGGGUCCAGACCUGCGGCAGUCUCUGCGGCAAGGAGGUGCUUCAAAUGGAGCCCCGAGGGAUGGACAUGAUGGUGACCGCAAGCGGGAACAACCAUGUGACCUCAGCAGAUUGAGCCAGAACGACUCGAGCCGCGAAUGGCACAGGAGGGCCU
Messenger RNA from Prorocentrum cordatum, 3216 nucleotides. Lineage: Eukaryota; Dinophyceae; Prorocentrales; Prorocentraceae. The record is from the annotation of a GenBank genome assembly.